AUGGCCUUAUUCGAUUUUGAAACCUCCGGGUCAUUACCUCAACCAUUACAACAAAUCUCCAAUAUUGUCCUCUUAGUGGAUAAAAUAACCAAUACCAAUCUUGAUACUUACUUACUUCCUGACAUCCCGGUUCAAGGUAAAAUACUUCAUCAUAAUGAUCCUUCCGUUCCUUACGAAAAAUCACUGAAGUUGUUCUUUGAUAAUAUUGCCAAGUUUUAUAAAACAAAUUAUACCAUCACUUUACAAUUCAAGUUUGGUAUCGAUGAAGACGGUUCUUCUAUGACUGAUUUGAUUAAUUUGGCUAAUAAUAUCGCUCCAAUUGGUUGUUUCAAUUUCAAAAUUUAUAUCUUUAAAAUAGUAGGAGAUAAACCUAAUGAGUUCAAAUUACCUGCUAAUGAAUUACUUAAACCAUUGAAUUGCAUAGGAUUCAGAUUUGAUACGAACUACUUAAGGGUGGAUAAAGAUUUCUUUAAUCUUGUGAAGAAGAAGUUAGGUCCUGAAGAAAGCUACGACCCUCUAUUCAUGAAGAGGAUAUAUGAUGAUUAUAACAACAAGAUUAAAUAUCAUAUCCCAAUUUGUCCUGAUUGGUUAUCAAAUGACCUUGAGGAAUUACACUUGGGUCAACAGGUGUUCAUAAGUGGUUGGUUCUUUUAUAAUAAGCAUAAUAAUAGUUUUCCAAAUUUAAAAACUGUUAGUAUUGAAUGUUAUGAAACUUAUACAAAAUCAAGAUUUGAAGAGUUUAUACAAAACCAUUGUUUACUGAUUAAGAUGUUAACUUUAAGAGAUUUUCCAUUAGGUUCUCUUUAUGGAUUCAAGAAAUUAGAAAAACUAGUUAUGAUUGGUCGUACUUCUGUAUUGGUUGAUACUCCAACGUAUGAUCAUAUCAAAGAAAUUCAUUUCUACGGUAAGAGGACAAGACAAUUUAAAAUCAAUUUGAAAUUGAAACCGAAGUUUGGACAAAUUAGAGGAUUUGAAGUUCCUUGGAAAGAACAUUAUGCACCUGAUAUGGGAGCUUUGCCUGAUGCAUUACAACAGAUCUCCGAUAUUGUGCUCUUGGUGAACAAACUAGGCAAUACCAAUCUUGAUGAUUAUUUAAUUCCUGACAUCCCAUUGUUCUUUGAUAAUGUUGAUAAGUUUGAUAAGACAGAAUCCAUCACUAUCACAUUACAAUUCAAGUUUGGUAUUGACGAAGAUGGUUCUUCAAUGAACGAUUUAUUAAAAUUAGCCAAUACUAUCACUCCCUUGGGAUGUUUAAAAUUCAAAAUUUAUAUCUUUAAAAUAGUUGGAGAUAAACCUAAUGAAUUCAAAUUACCUGAUGAUAAAUUAUUCAAACCUUUAAAUUGUAUUGGAUUCAGAUUUGAUACUAAUUAUUUACUGUUUAAAUCAGGAAUAUUCCCAGAAGAUCAAAUAUCAUAUUCUGAUAUGAGUUCAGAGGAAGCGAUGCAAUUGAGAAAUAAGAUUAAAACCAGAUCUAAAAUCAAUCAUAUUAAAGAGUAUGAAGUUCCUUGGAAAAUUCAUUAUUCACAAAGUAUACACAGUUAUUUAUUAGAAUACUGA
This is a messenger RNA of Scheffersomyces coipomensis, 1557 nucleotides long. RefSeq lists its product as uncharacterized. Bases 1 to 1557 code for a protein of 518 amino acids. The record is from RefSeq and is a predicted model, not a curated record. Lineage: Eukaryota; Fungi; Ascomycota; Pichiomycetes; Serinales; Debaryomycetaceae. The transcript is spliced from 5 exons.